AUGGUCGGCGGUGCCUGCAUAAACGACAGACUGGGUGACGACGAGCUUCGGGCCGUUCUAUUCAAGCUGGAGCUCGACAAGGACAAGGAGGUGUUUGGCCUCGUCUGCAAGCGGUGGCUUCACAUCCAGAGCACGGAGAGAAGGAUGCUCCGCGCUAGGGCCGGGCCCCACAUGCUCAAGCGCUUGGCCGCUCGAUUUACGCGCCUCCACGAGCUCGACCUAUCUCAGUCUGCCUCACGAUCAUUCUUUCCUGGCGUCACCGACUCAGAUCUGACCGUAAUUGCUGCCGCCUUCUCCUCCUUGAGAGUUCUGAAUUUGCAUAACUGCAAAGGUAUAACAGAUAAAGGGAUGGAUGCAAUUGGAUGUGGGCUUCCUUUGUUAGAGUCUCUGGAUAUAUCCGACUGCAGAAAAGUGGGUGAUAAGGGUUUAUCAUCCCUAGCAAACGGGUCUCGUAAUCUGAAAUCAAUUCGUGCUGCGGGUUGCAGACUCGUUACAGAUGCUCUGCUCAAAGCACUGUCCAUGAGUUGCAGUCAUCUUCAAGAACUGGAUUUGGCAAAGUGCUCCAAUUUGAGCGACUCAGGUCUCGCCGUUCUUGCAGAGGGCUGCAAGAGAUUGAGACACUUGAACCUCAACAAGUGCACUAACAUUGGAGAUUUCGGGAUAUGCAGAUUGGCAGAGGCCUGUAACUCGUGGCUAUCGACUCUCAAGCUGCUUGAUUGCUUCAGGAUUGGAGAUGAGUCGAUGCUCACUAUAGCAAAAUACUGCAACAAUCUUGAGACGUUAGUGGUGGGUGGUUGUCGGGACGUGAGCAAUGAGGCCGUAAAGACUUUGGCUUUUGCGGCAUGCCAAACGAGUCUCAAGAAUCUACGAAUGGACUGGUGCCCGAACGUAUCGGACGAGUCAUUGGAAUGUGUGCUGGCUCUCUGUACCAAACUUGAGGUCCUUGAUGUUGGGUGCUGUGAGCAAGUGACGGAUGGUGCCUUUCGGAGUUUACGAAGUAAUGGCCGCGAAUCGACUAGUAGUUUGAAAAUUCUAAGGGUGAGCAACUGUCCAAAGAUUACGGUGCAUGGGAUCGCCACGAUUUUUGAGUCGUGCGCGGGUUUGGAGUAUGUCGACGUGAGGUCGUGUCCCCUUGUGACUGAGGCCAGGUGUCGUGAGGCUGGGCUCGACUUCUCGGAAAAUUGCAAGGUGAAUUUCACUGGGAGCUUAGCGGCAGAUCCAGAUGUGUUACGCUGA
Molecule: messenger RNA, 1236 nt
Organism: Striga hermonthica
Lineage: Eukaryota; Viridiplantae; Streptophyta; Magnoliopsida; Lamiales; Orobanchaceae
Source: the annotation of a GenBank genome assembly